AUGCCUUUGCCGCCUUUGGAAGAAGCCCCGCGCUCCAUGACGCGUCGUAAUUAUCUCGUGGAGCGCAACCGCCUGCGCGUUAGUGCGUAUGCGCCAACACGCAGGGAACUGGAGGAGGAAGACAUUCGCAUGGCGCAGACGCGUGAGGAGCGGCGCAGGAAUAUGCUCAACAGCUGGAAGAGCCAGUCCAUGUAUAACCCCGACCUCACACGGCCAUUGCCUGGGGGCGGGCCACGCUCCAAACGCAUGAAGGAGGCCGCCACACUUAAGAACCCAAAUUACUACAAGAUUGUAAAGGAGGAGGAAGCCCAGCUCAAGGCGGAACGCACUGCGAUGUACAGGGCCGAUGUGUUGCAGCAGCUGAAGGACCGAGAGGAAUACCUCCGCAAGUGGCGAGAGGAUGAGAAGGCGUAUGUCAGUUCACUGGUGGAAUCAAACAAGGAGCAGGCGCGCAAGUUGGAGGAGCGCGAGCGUGAGGAGGCCCGGGCCGAAAAGGAGUACAUGAAUCGCAUGCGGGAAAGUAACCUGAGGGAGUUGGAGCAGAAGCGCAUGAAAGAGCGGGAGCGUGAAGAGUAUGAACUUUCCCUCAUUCGUACUGUGCAGGCGCGUGAGAAGGAAAAGGCUGAGACGGAGGAGCGUCGCGCAAGGGACAUGAAACAAAUGAUGCGGAGGGAAAAUGAGGAAUAUCAUCGUAGCAUCAAGAAGAAGCAGAAGGAGGACAAGGCACGCGAAGAGGCGGAGUUGAAGGCCAUACUGGAAUACAACGCCACCCUCGCGGAGCGUGAGCGACAGGAGCAGAAGCAGAGGCGAGAUCAAUACAAGGCGGAAUUCGAAGAGACCAUUGAAAAACAAAAGGAGUUUUUCCGCACCCACAAUUACGAUGAGCCCCCCGAGUCCAUUCGCGAGCGGAAUGAAAAGGCGGCCGCAGCGUUGGCACUUAUUAAGAAGGAGGAGCGGCUUCGACUGGCAGACCGCCGUCGGGAAUAUCGCCAAGAGUUAAUGCAGCAAAUACGUGAGAAGCAGGAAUGGCAACUGACACACAUUGAUGGAGUGUAG
This is a messenger RNA of Trypanosoma cruzi, 1056 nucleotides long. RefSeq lists its product as uncharacterized. The record is from RefSeq and is a predicted model, not a curated record. NCBI's taxonomy places the organism in Eukaryota, Euglenozoa, Kinetoplastea, Trypanosomatida, Trypanosomatidae. Bases 1 to 1056 code for a protein of 351 amino acids. The transcript has a single exon.